UUACCAGACCUUAUUUAAAUAAGUACAUAACGAUGUCGUUGAAAGCCAAGGCACUUUACAGCUUCCAGAGUGAAAAUAAAGAAGAGAUCAAUAUUCAGGAAAACGAGGAGCUACUAAUUUUUGACGACACUUCUUUAGAUGGAUGGCUACAGGGCCAAAACAGCAGAGGUGAGAGAGGUCUGUUUCCAGCCUCUUACGUGGAAGUAAUCAGACCCCGGUCUAACUCCAGCCUUACAGACAACUUUGUGAGCCCAGCUGGUUCUCCUGGCAAUGGCUCCUUCUUUUACACCCCAGACCCUUCACACACACCCUCCAACCACCACGGGAGCUAUGACGAUGAUGAUGAUGAUGACUGGGACGAUUGGGAUGACAGUUCCACUGUGGUGGAAGAGUCUCGACGAGGUGGGAGUGCUAAUGGACAUGCCCACCCCUACCAGACCCCCCACGACAAUGUACAGUACAGACCCAAGCUGCCCUUGGAGCGCCAAGACAGCAUGUCCAGCGCUAAAAGGAGCAGUAUGGUGGGCAGGAACCUGAACCGCUUCUCUAGCUUUGUGCGCUCCGGGGUGGAGGCGUUUGUGCUGGGAGACGUGCCCAUGAUGUCCAAGAUCUCCGAGACAUAUGCCAUUGAGAUGGGCACCAGGGGACCCCAGUGGAGUGCCAACCCAAGGCCCUUUGUCUGCUACAUCGAGGAGCCGAUCAAGCAGACCAAAUUCAAGGGCAUCAAGACCUACAUCUCCUACCGGGUGUCCCCCAGCCACACAGGCAGCCCUGUCUACCGCCGCUACAAGCACUUCGACUGGCUCUACAACCGGCUGCUGCACAAGUUCACCGUCAUCUCAGUACCCCACCUGCCAGAGAAGCAGGCCACUGGCCGAUUCGAGGAGGACUUCAUCGAGAAGCGCAAAAGGAGGCUGAUCCUCUGGAUGGACCACAUGACCAGCCACCCUGUUCUCUCCCAGUAUGAGGGCUUCGAACACUUCCUCAUGUGUGCCGAUGACAAGCAGUGGAAGCUGGGCAAGCGGCGGGCAGAGAAGGACGAGAUGGUGGGCGCCAGCUUUCUGCUCACCUUCCAGAUCCCCAGUGAACACCAGGACCUGCAGGAUGUGGAGGACCGGGUUGACACCUUCAAGGCCUUCACUAAGAAGAUGGACGACAGCGUGUUGCAGCUCACAAACGUGACCACCGAGCUGGUACGCAAGCACGUGGGAGGCUUCCGCAAGGAGUUCCAGAAGCUGGGCAGCGCAUUCCAGUCAGUCAGCCAGGCCUUCACCCUAGACCCACCCUACAGCUUCGAUGCCCUCAACAACGCCAUCUCCCACACGGGGCGCACCUACGAGACCAUCGGGGAGAUGUUCGCAGAGCAGCCCAAGGAGGACCUCUAUCACAUGCUUGACAAACUCUCCCUCUACCAGGGACUGCUCUCCAACUUCCCAGACAUCAUCCACCUCCAGAAAGGUGCCUUUGCGAAGGUGAAGGAGAGCCAGCGCAUGAGUGACGAAGGGAAGAUGGACCAGGGGGAGGCCGAUGGGGUGAAGAAGCGCUGCCGGGUUGUGGGCUUCGCCCUGCAGGCCGAGAUGAACCACUUCCACGAGCGGCGAGCCGUCGACUUCAAGGAGAUGAUGCAGGCCUAUCUGAAACAACAGAUCCUGUUCUACCAGCGCAUUGGGAAACAGCUGGAGAGCACCCUCAAGAUGUACGACAACAUUUAACCCCGUGCUAGGCCCUGCUCCCCUUCCUCUAGUCUCUGCUUUCUCUGUCCUGCGUGUCUCUUUCUCUCGCUUUAAAGCCAGGAACCUGUGUAGGAGCUACAAAGGUCACUAUUCCCACAAAUUGGAGAUCAAUUCCACUGGUCCUGUGCUGGGUUUGGAGCUGAGCUGCUGUUGAACUCCUGUUAGACCCAGAUUGAUGCACUCUUUGGACAGUCUGUAGUAUUCGUGUCCAGUUCUGUCCAGGUUGAACCCCACUUGGACCCCCAAAACUACUAGUUCAAAAGGGAUCCACUGCUGGUUAGUGCACUCCAGAUAAUCGCUUGUAAAUAACUUCCAGCGUUUUCUUCUCUGUGAGGGUUUUACCAGUGGGGUUACUUGGAUUUUGGAUGUUUUAAAGUGUAUUCUACUCCUAGCUGCAAUGGAUUAAAGUCUUUCAGAAUUCAACAAUGAGUGACGUCCAUCUUUUUGAAAGCAGGUGGUCAUCUAAUCCUCCGACACUUAAAAUGAUUGCUUCAUAAAUAAUGUAAAUAAGGCCGCCUUUGUAAAACUCUUUGAAGAGGAAGUGUGGAUGAUCUAGUGGGAAGUUCUGUUUCAGGAGUAACCCUGGGCGUAAUCUGUCACCAUCCCACAACAUGGUGGGUGGAGGACACUGCCACCUUUCAAAUGACAUUAAUUCCACCUGCUGUCCAUUGCCCCCAUCCCUCACAACUCUCUACCCUGGCUGGCAGCCUUCAGGACUGGGUGACUGCAGUGGCUCAGGUGUGAGUCACUUUACCAUACCAAAAUGUCUAGCAGUUAACAGUGCCUGUGUGAUAUCGCCUUCUUGGGUAUUCAGGGCGCUAGCAUGCACCGUAGUAGAACAGUGUUUUGAAGGACACAGCUGAAAGCAAUUCUGAUCAAAGGCUAAUCAACCACACUUCCAAUCAUCCUUUUUCAGGAUACGGAAUUCCAGUACCUUCUCAUGUAACAAUUACUCCUGGGCCAAAGAUGUUUAGGGGCUUCUUUUAUUCUUAACCUGAGGGUUGUAUAUGCACUCUUUCAAAAAUAUACUGCUUAUUAUUGAAAUAAGUUACAAUAAGCAGUUCUAUUGGGACACAGUUAUUUCAUUACAAAACUGUAGUGCAAGAGUAGUAUGGGCAUUUUAACACUGUUGCAAACUUGAUCUCCAUGCAUGUGUUAAAACCAUCAAAGAACAUUUGAACCUCAUUUUAAAUCCAUUGAGAGGAAGGAAAAGACCUGAAAACUGUAUAAGUCUCUUUGUACCUACACUAUUUUAAAUAUUUAAACAUUGGGGUUUUUAGAUACCCCACUGUUUAGAUCAAUUGAGAAGACCCCUUUUGUAUUUUUUAAUUUUGCAGUACUACUGCAGAGUUGAUGUGUCCAAAAUAUUGUGAUAGUAGUCCUACAGUACAUUUUGAAAGACUCUUUCACUGUAGAUGAAAACAAUAUUUUGGCUGAAAUUUCUUCCCCUGAGGAUGGGAUUCAGUCUUUGAAUGGUGGUGCUGCUAUUGUAUGUGAAACUGAACUAUCCUUUUUUUUUUUUUUUUAAAUCCAGCAAAGCGCAACAAAAUAUUUUAGCAACUUUAUUUCUUAGCCGUUUGCUAAACAAAUGGUUUCAGAUAUAAUACAUUCAUAAAAUCUUUUCCAACAAAAAAAUAAAUAAACCACCUGGUUUUGAUAAAAAAAAAAAAAAAAAAAAAAAGAUUGGUUCUCUGAAAAGGGAAUAUUAAAAUGUACAUAUCUGUUUCUUAAAUCAAAUAUGGACUAAUUCCUGUUCCUUUCUGUUUGAAGAGGUCAAACUAGUCACUAUUUAUCAAAGCUCUUUACUUCACCAGUAAUGCUACAAAGCUUCCCACAUGAAAAAUAAAUAUAUAUAUAUGAAACAUAUGGUAUUUAUAAUGAGAAAUAUUAUGGAAUAUAUUCCUAUUACACAUUUGUGAUAUAUUUAGGCCAUAGUUUGUUUAAAAUAUAUCAAUGUGACCAAAACAAUAUAUUUAGGUAAACAUUUUACAGCUAUUUCGAUUGUAAUUGAGAUGUACCAGAUUUCAUAAGGGUUGCAGUUGUGUUUGCAGAGUAAAAGGCUUUGAUAAAUUGGUCUUAGCUGCUGUAUCAUUUUACAAGUUUGCUAUUACAAACUACAGUGGACCAACUGCUUAUAUAUAGUUCAAUGUAUGUAACAGGUGUGCAUUUACACUGUGGAGAAAUCUACCAAUAAAAGGCUACUACAGAGUUAUACUGUUAGGGACUUUUAGAUACCACUGUUAACAUUGGAAAACUGUAGCUCUGCAGUGGCCAUAUAUUCCUGUUUUUUUUUUUUUUUACUUCCCAUGCCAAAGUGUAUGACCUCUUCCUUCUAAUUUAACCGUCUUCUUAAAGCAGCAAGACUAACAAUCCUUACCACAACACACCUCUAAUGAAUAAUUAAAUAGUAAGGCAAUUUAAAUGACAUUUUCUUAGUUGAUUUACUGUCCUACUGGCUACAUUUUGUAUGAUAUAGUCUGUGUUAAGGUGCUGCUGUUCAGUUCGGACAUACAUACACACGUAACAAAGGCACUUUCAGCUAAAGUACAUUUUAUAGUGGCAAGCCCCAGCACCAUGUAGUGCACAGGUGUGCAUUUCCAGUGAUAAAAAUGGAAACCUGAUGUAAACGUGCUGUUCACUGGAUGCAGAUGACUUCCAUUUCUAUAGAUAAGCUGAUCAAGCUUCUGUCACAUAUGUCUAUAACUAU
Molecule: messenger RNA, 4440 nt
Organism: Polyodon spathula (Mississippi paddlefish)
Lineage: Eukaryota; Metazoa; Chordata; Actinopteri; Acipenseriformes; Polyodontidae
Product: sorting nexin-33-like
Exons: 2
Coding region: 33-1712 (559 amino acids)
Biological process (GO): protein transport; mitotic cell cycle; endosomal transport
Cellular component (GO): plasma membrane; cytoplasmic vesicle
Molecular function (GO): protein binding; phosphatidylinositol binding
Source: RefSeq, a predicted model, not a curated record